This is a messenger RNA of Canis lupus familiaris (dog), 2491 nucleotides long. It is a transcript of the gene GNPDA2, whose product is annotated as glucosamine-6-phosphate deaminase 2. The transcript has 7 exons. Gene Ontology annotation, molecular function: identical protein binding; glucosamine-6-phosphate deaminase activity. The record is from RefSeq and is a predicted model, not a curated record. Lineage: Eukaryota; Metazoa; Chordata; Mammalia; Carnivora; Canidae. Gene Ontology annotation, cellular component: cytoplasm. The coding region runs from base 171 to 965 and encodes 264 amino acids. Gene Ontology annotation, biological process: N-acetylneuraminate catabolic process; carbohydrate metabolic process; N-acetylglucosamine catabolic process.
CCCGCGCGCCUCGGGCGGGAGCACAUCCGGGUCUUCGGGCCUGGACGCCGUUCGCCGGCCGGGGUCGCUCGGGGUCGCCCGGCGCUGCAGGCCUCCGCGGUUCCCACGCGGGAAGUGCCGGGGGGUCGGCAGGUUUGAACCUCUUGUCCUGGAAGCCGUGCGUCCCCACAAUGAGGCUUGUAAUUCUUGACAACUAUGACUUGGCCAGUGAGUGGGCGGCCAAAUACAUCUGUAACCGCAUCAUUCAGUUCAAACCUGGACAGGACAGGUAUUUCACGUUGGGAUUGCCAACAGGGAGUACACCUUUAGGAUGUUAUAAAAAACUAAUAGAAUAUCACAAGAAUGGAGACCUUUCUUUUAAAUAUGUGAAGACCUUUAACAUGGAUGAAUAUGUAGGACUUCCCAGAAAUCAUCCUGAAAGCUACCAUUCUUAUAUGUGGAAUAACUUUUUUAAGCAUAUUGAUAUAGAUCCUAAUAAUGCUCAUAUCCUUGAUGGGAAUGCUACAGAUUUACAAGCAGAAUGUGAUGCUUUUGAAAAGAAAAUAAAAGAAGCUGGAGGAAUUGACCUUUUUGUUGGAGGAAUCGGUCCAGAUGGUCAUAUCGCUUUCAAUGAGCCAGGAUCCAGUUUAGUAUCAAGGACAAGAUUAAAGACUCUAGCAAUGGACACCAUUUUGGCAAAUGCUAAAUAUUUUGAUGGAGAUUUAUCGAAGGUGCCAACCAUGGCUCUGACGGUUGGUGUGGGGACAGUGAUGGACGCAAGAGAAGUAAUGAUCCUCAUAACAGGUGCACACAAGGCAUUCGCUCUCUACAAAGCAAUAGAAGAAGGAGUAAAUCACAUGUGGACCGUUUCUGCUUUCCAGCAGCAUCCCCGAACUAUCUUUGUGUGUGACGAAGAUGCUACAUUAGAAUUAAGAGUUAAAACUGUGAAAUACUUUAAAGAUCUAAGCGGUUCUGAACUCUGUUGAGGUGUAGACCCUCCAUGAGAGGAGCGCUGCUCUGCGGAGGCCGUUGUGUGUCCACUGUGGAGCUGCAUGUAUUCUGAAGAGGUUCGGGGUGUCCGCCCCAGUCAGGGUGCCUCCCUUCAGGACGGAGGAAAGUGGAGCAGAGACGCCGUUCUGGGCCACGUGCAGCCCCCACGGACGGCAGGUGCUUCGCUUCAGGGUAGAGUCCUGACUGUUCUAAACCCGCUCGGCGACCGGCGCAGGGUCGUACCCACGGACUUACCUACCACUUCAGGAUGCACUGGAGGCCGUGACCCCUGUAGUCCCCCAGGGUCUACUCACGUUCCUACCCUUUCUUCGGUCGUCCCUAAAAAGUGCAUGAAAGGGCUCUAAUUCUGUAGGUCCUGAACUGCACCGCACCUCAAACAGUAGAAGUCAUUGGAAGUUCAUUUCAGGAUAUACCUUUUGGAAGCUAGAAGUAAAUCACAGGAAAGCAGCCUAAUAUUUCAUGUUUUAUUCGGAUUUGUUUGAUUUUGCUGAUUUUAUAUAAAGCCUGUGUUUCACGUCCUUGAGAAUAUAUUUUCAGGACCUCAUCAUCAUGGUGAACAUUUUUUUUGUUUGUUUAUUCCUUUGUAAGCCCUACUCCAGUAGCUUGAGACGGAGACCGAAUGAGUUCAGAUUGAGCCAAAACCUUAAAAGUGACGUUUAGGAUCUAUGACAUUUAACAUCUUCCAGCAACAUGACAGGAAGUCUCCACAUUUGAGUACUCAGAAUUUAUUUUUUUUUUUCUGUUAAUGAUUUAAGUAGCAAUGUUUUGCUUCAAUCGAAUUCUUGUGUAAAAAAUGUCAGUUUUACCUUAAGUCAAUAUAAAUUCUUUAUGUAUCAUCCAAAAUGUAAGUAAUAAAAUUUUCAAAAUAAUUUCUAGUUUGGAAACAGCUUACAUGUAAAAGUGACAGCCAAUGUGUAAACUUGAUAGAGUUGAAUUUUUAAUUAUUCUGAUGUUUUGUGUUUUCAAGCUCUAAUGUAUUAUUUCCAUGAUCAGAGCUGUCAGCAAAUGAGAGAGGAAUUGUUUCAGGUAGAACGAUCCUAAUUCUAGAAGACGCAGGUCUUCUAAACCGAGUAUCUAACAUGACCAUUGUGUGUGUCGUCCCCUCUCCUCCUGGGUGUCUCCAGUCCCCAUUUUACUGCCCUACAUACUGGUUGUUGAAAUGGACCAGGCUUUUCAGUUAAAUUCUGUUUUAAAUAGUAUUGGUUCUGUUCAGAUGGAUCAUCUGGUAAAUCAUUUCCAUUAGCAAGUAUUUUUUUCUUUGCUAUAAAAAUUACCCUUAAAUGUUUAUUUUUGGUAAAUAUAAAUUGUAUUUUCCAGUUAGUGUCAUUAGCCGAGAAAACAGGCUGAAGUGCCUUCAAGUACAUAGUCUAACGUGGUGUCAGUUAAAGAAGUGUAAGAAGUAUCUCUGUCUGAAAGUAGUUGACUCAGCAUCAUAAAAAGUGGACUGAUUAAGUGAUUUGAGAAACUUUCAUGAAAAUAAAAGCUUCACAAAGGGACUUAA